This is a messenger RNA of Bactrocera dorsalis (oriental fruit fly), 2851 nucleotides long. RefSeq names its product gustatory receptor 68a. NCBI's taxonomy places the organism in Eukaryota, Metazoa, Arthropoda, Insecta, Diptera, Tephritidae. The transcript is spliced from 4 exons. Gene Ontology annotation, biological process: sensory perception of taste. The coding region runs from base 1067 to 2203 and encodes 378 amino acids. The record is from RefSeq and is a predicted model, not a curated record. Gene Ontology annotation, cellular component: neuronal cell body; membrane; axon.
UGGAGGCUCAAAAGAGGUUAUUAUCGAAGAAACCAUAAAAAAACCACAAAAUACUUUUGGAUGACGAAUAUUUGUAUAUAAGAAAACUCUGUGCAAAGUGGAUACCACGCCAGCUCACUUUUGACCCAAAAAACGACGAGUAAUUGAUUCCAAGCUGUGUUUGGAGAUGUUCAAACAUAACAAACCCGAGUUUUAGCGUCGAAAUGGAAGUAACAUGCCUCCAUCAUUUCACUCCGAAGUCCAAUCGACAUUAACCUGAAUGAACUGACACGGUGAACCCACUCCAAAGCUUGGGAAACCUCAACACUCGUCUGGCGAGGUUAUGACAUGUUUUUUUAGCAUCAAAAGCCGGAGUGCCCAACUUUUAGCCGCUUAACCUAACCUACUCCCAUCUCAUGUCUAUCCCACUGGUCCACUGGACUAAGUAUUACUUCAUGGGAGUAUGGCAUCUGUAUUUUGGUAUGGGCAUAGAAUAAUUUUUACCUUGAAAAAGAAAGGAUCAUUAAAAGCGGCUAUUACAUAACGUUAUUGAACCGGAAUUGCCGACAAGGGAUCGCACUGUUUCACUCAAAUUUCGACUUAGAAUCGCUUCCAGAUCCACCGUAUUCUCCAGUUCUGGCCUCCAGUGACUAUUUCCUGUUCUCAAAUCUCAAAGGAAUGCUUGCUGGGAGGAAACUCUCGUCCAAUAAGGAGGUGUUCGCCGAAGCUGAGGCCUAUUUGGAAGGAAAGGACAGGUCGUACUAUAAAAAGAUAUCGAAAAGUUGGAGGGUCGCUAUAAUCAGUGAACUAAUGAUACCAGUAACUUCUCACAAAAAUUCAAUUAACUAAUGCUUGCAAGUAACCUGAACUCGCACUUUGAGUGCUAAUUGCCUACAUUACAGAGCAGUCAAAUAAUAUUAAGCCUAAAGUGUCGAUGAAAAUGCCAUCAUCAAAUGGAUUAUCAAUAUCAAAUGCUAAACGCGCAUAUGGCAGUUAGUGUCUAGAAUUGUCGUUCUUGUUUGACUAUUAUUGAACAUCUCUUUAACGUCAGCACAACGAAGCUUCCGGUGGUGAGUGUUUAAAGAAAAUGAAAAUCAUAAAGGAUAUGAAAUACGUAAACUUCGCUGGUCAAGUUUUCGGUCUUGUGCCAUUCUACGAAGUCAAACGCGGCGAGCUGAGAAUAAGCCUUCGUGGUCACUACUUCACGUACUUCAUCAAUAUACUGUUAUUUAUGAUAUCGCUGGCCGUCAGCUGGGUUGUGCUUAACAGCGAUAGUGGCUUUUCGGUAUUUCGCAAUUUGGAGGGCUCCGAUCAAACCACCGAGGCGCUAUUUUGCCUUAUAAGCUGCAACAUCAUUAUCUUCGUUUCGUCGACGAACAGUCGACGCUAUUGUGGCAUCUUGCAGGAAAUCGGUAAGAUGGACGCAUUUCUGGUGGCUAAGGGCUUCACAGCAGCAUACACGUGUUAUUUGCUAACGUGUUUUCUGAUCAUCACCGCAGCGGGUUUGCUGUACACCGCCUAUUAUUACAUGGACAUGCUGAGCGAUCAUUUUCAUUACCAUCAAGCCAUUUUGCUCGGAAUUUACAGCCUGCAGUUGCUGAUAUCGAAUUUGUACGCGAUUUGCUUACGCGUUUUGCUCGGCAAUAUAAGCAAACGUAUCGACUUCGUGAAUGGUCAGUUGGAAAUAAGUACGAAAAGUGAUCUGGCUGUGGAAAGCAAUUGGCGACAGAUGAGCUAUCACAUUGAGAUGCUCUGCAAGUACCGUUACGUUACAGAUAAGAUCAACAAGAGCGGCGGCAUAGCAAUGCUUUCUUACAUGAGUGUCGCGUUCUACAUCUUGACCAAACAAUCCUACAUGGCUUUUAUGACCGUAGUGCAACCCAUGGGCUUUGAGAAGAGGUAUGACAUUUUGGGUUUAUCUGUAGCCUGGAUUUUUGCUGAAUUUGUAACGAUUGCGGUGAUUUGUAGUGCCUGUGAUGGCGUGGCUUCCGAGGCUAAUAACACAGGGCAGAUACUUGCGCGCGUCUACGCCAAGGGCAAGGACUACCAAGAUAUCGUGGAUAAGUUUCUGUCGAAGAGCAUUAAGCAGGAAGUGCAGUUCACCGCUUAUGGCUUUUUCUCUAUUGACAAUACAACACUAUUCAAGAUCUUCUCCGCAGUCACCACUUACCUGGUUAUAUUGAUUCAAUUCAAGCAGUUGGAAGACUCAAAGGCCGAGGAGUAGAAAUUUCCACUGAAAAAAAAAAAUAAAAAAAAAUUAAAUUUUCUAUGAAAUUAUUAUUAUUAAGUUGAGUAAGCUUCAUUGGAGACAUUCAUUCACAAAAAACAAAAACGAAAAAUUGUUAUAAAGCGAGCUAGUAAUUUACCUUUAAAGCGGCGGCACUAGUUCUCGAUUAAUUUCAGAUAGUUUUACCUCUCACUCCAAAGCUCUGGAACACAUCUAUUUCCUCACUAUUUUUUUAUUCAGAAAAUAUGUAAAAUUAAAAAAUGUCUUUCUUACUUAGACACAAUACAGAGUAAAACCAAAGUAUAAUAUCAAAUAACUAUAUAACUUUACAAAAAUACAAAUCACAAAUUUUGUCCAACUUAGUGAACACCGAAUUUGGAAUUAAAUUAUACUAUAAGUUUCCUCCUUACUACUCAAAUGAGCUAUAAAACACCCUUAACCUGCACGUAGGGUGAACCAAAAGCUGUUCGAAACAGCACUCUGGAUCGCAAGCGCUUUCUUUGGCGCCAGUCGAUAGUACUUAUAGUAUAGGACUCGCUGAUGCCCUUGUGACCUUAGCAGACUAUAAAGCAUAUAUAUGAUUUUCUGGAAUUGGAAAACGACAUCUUUUUUUUUCAAAAUGGAUAUUCCUGAAUUGUAAUUCAU